AUGACGUGCCAAGCGAAUAAGUUGAUUGAAACAUUGUUUUCUCCUGUUGCAGGAUUUAGGAUGAGGUCGUGGUUGCUGCUGAUGGCGUGGUGUGCGGCCACCGCCGUCGGUCAACGGCCCACGCCGAACAAGCGACACGACGUCUACAUAGCAGGGUUCUUCCCGUUUGGUGGCCGCGUAUCCGGAAGCAUACCCGAGGGCCGUGUAGGCCGUGGCGUCAUGCCGGCCGUCAAACUGGCCGUCGACCACAUCAACGAGAACCCAACACUUUUACGCAACUACCGGUUGCACGUUUGGUGGAAUGACACGCAGGUGAGCGCCGAUGACGACUAUUAA
Molecule: messenger RNA, 336 nt
Organism: Macrosiphum euphorbiae (potato aphid)
Lineage: Eukaryota; Metazoa; Arthropoda; Insecta; Hemiptera; Aphididae
Source: the annotation of a GenBank genome assembly